Molecule: messenger RNA, 3834 nt
Organism: Pocillopora verrucosa
Lineage: Eukaryota; Metazoa; Cnidaria; Anthozoa; Scleractinia; Pocilloporidae
Product: catenin beta
Biological process (GO): canonical Wnt signaling pathway; cell-cell adhesion; positive regulation of transcription by RNA polymerase II
Cellular component (GO): catenin complex; adherens junction; nucleus
Molecular function (GO): protein phosphatase binding; cadherin binding; transcription coactivator activity
Source: RefSeq, a predicted model, not a curated record
UAGGCAACGAAUGGUGCCCACGCUAGCUCGGUUUACUGCCAAACCCUCGAUGGACUGUUUUGAAUGCCAGCUCAGUUUUUGAUCGAGCGUUCCAUCGAUAAAGGACUUCUGUAGCUGAAACUAGUUACUCUUCUACGCGGCUACUUCAACCGGUGUACGAAUUCCACCUCAGUCGAUGCCCUAACCAGCGAAAGAUUGCUACUAAGAAAUUGUAACAUUACGAAGUUUGUUUGAUACAGCGUAGCUGGGCUCAAAGCGGUGAAGAGUUUUCACCAUGGAGACGAGUAGAAUUGGAUUACCCCACGGUGAAAUGAGCAAAGAUGAGCAGACUGCAAUGUGGCAUCACCAGUAUCAUGAUUCUGGUAUUAUGUCAGGCGCUACAACUACAGCACAUUCAAUCAAGGGUGAUGAUGAUGAUGACUACAUGAAAACACACAUGGCAUUUGAGUGGGAGCAGCCCGGAUUUUCCGAGCAGGAGAUGCACGCUAUGAAUCAGCAAUUUGUCUCAACUAGGAGUCAACGCAUCCGUCAAGCCAUGUUUCCUGAGACCCUGGAAGAAGGUGCUCAUAUCCCUUCCACACAGUUUGAUUCAGCAGCUAACACAGCUGUCCAGCGCUUGGCUGAACCAUCGCUUAUGCUAAAGCAAGCUGUUGUCAAUCUAAUCAACUACCAGGACGAUGCUGAUCUGGCCACACGUGCCAUCCCUGAGUUGAACAAGCUGUUGAAUGACGAAGAUCAGGUGGUAAUCCGACAAGCAUCAAUGAUGGUGCAUCAACUUUCCAAGAAGGAUGCAAGUCGCCAUGCCAUUAUGAACUCACCACAAAUGGUGGCAUCUCUUGUGAAAGCUCUAAACAGCUCUAAUGACCCAGAAACCAUCCGAUGUGCUGCAGGAACUUUGCACAAUUUGUCUCAUCACAGACAAGGCUUGCUCUCCAUCUUUAAAUCUGGUGGCAUCCCAGCUCUAGUCAGGUUGCUUGGGUCCCCUGUGGAAGCAGUAGUUUUCUAUGCCAUCACUACCCUGCACAAUCUUCUGCUCCACCAAGAAGGUGCCAAGAUGGCUGUUAGACUGGCAGGAGGUCUGCAGAAGAUGGUGGCCCUCCUAGGGCGUUCCAAUGUCAAGUUCCUGGCGAUUGUUACAGAUUGCCUUCAUGUGCUGGCUUAUGGUAACAAAGAGAGCAAGUUGAUCAUCCUAGCAUCAGGAGGCCCUGCUGAGCUGGUGCGCAUCAUGAGAAGUUAUACAUAUGAGAAGCUUCUCUUUACCACAAGCCGUGUGCUGAAGGUUCUCUCUGUGGACACUGACAACAAGCAAGCGAUUGUGGAGGCUGGAGGUAUGCAAGCACUGGCUAUGCAUCUUGGUCACCAGAGCAACAGACUUGUUCAGAACUGCCUCUGGACUCUGCGCAAUCUGUCAGAUGCUGCAACCAAGGAGGAUGGUCUUGACAACUUGCUGCAGAUGUUGGUGCAGCUGCUGUCAUCCAAUGAUAUUCAAGUUGUGACAUGUGCGGCAGGUGUCUUGUCAAACCUGACAUGUAACAACCCCAACAACAAACAACUUGUUUACAGGUUUGGUGGCAUAGAGGCACUGGUGAGGACAUGUAUGCAGGCUGGAGACAGGGAGGAGAUCACUGAGCCAGCGUGCUGUGCCUUGCGCCACUUGACGAGUCGACAUGAAGAUGCUGAGAAAGCCCAAAAUGCAGUGCGAGUUCACUUUGGCUUGCCAGUCUUGGUGAAACUUCUGUAUCCACCCUCUCGCUGGCCACUCAUCAAAGCAAUUGUUGGUCUCAUGCGUAAUCUGGCAUUAUGCCCCCUUAAUCACACACCAAUCCGUGAGCAUGGAGGUCUGCCUCAGCUCGUUCAACUGAUGAUGAGAGCCCAUCAGGAUAUGCAGAGGAGACCAGGACAGAGUGUGGUAAUUGACGGAGUAAGAAUGGAGGACAUUGUUGAUGGCUGUGUUGGUGCCCUGCAUAUUUUGGCCAGAGAGGCACACAACAGAGCUGUCAUAAGAAGUCUCAACUGCAUUCCUCUUUUUGUGCAGCUCCUCUAUUGCCCAAUUGAGAACAUUCAGCGCGUUGCAGCUGGAGUACUCUGCGAACUUGCACAAGACAAGGAAGGUGCUGAGGCUAUUGAGGCUGAAAAUGCAACAGCACCCUUAACUGACCUGUUACACUCCAGAAAUGAGGGCAUUGCUGCUUAUGCUGCUGCUGUACUCUUCCGCAUGUCUGAGGAUAAGUCGCAAGAUUACAAGAAGAGAUUAUCAGUUGAACUGACUAGUUCUCUUUUCCGGGAUGAUGCUCCCUGGCCUGAGCCAAUGGAUGGAGACUUCCCAGACCCAAACUACAACAUGCCACCAGGAGGGUAUGGUUACCCCCAUGAUGGGUUUGAUUACAACCAGCCCAUGGACUAUUCUCACGAACCUGGUUCUGGUUACGAUUUCCACCAUGGUGAUCCAUCUAUGCAACCUCUUGCUCACCCAGGAGGGCCACCUCCUCGAGGCGGCACAUGGUAUGACACUGACUUGUAAGAAGACUGGUUUGAUGACUUGAAUUUCAACCUUGUGUAAUAGGUUGUGAACUUUUUAUCUUAGACAGCUGUGGUUCCCAUGCUUUUUCUUUGGAUGCAACCCUGCUGCCCAUUUGUAGGGCAGCUCAUAUUAUAGUUUGGGUACAACAAAGUCCAACGCAACUGUUGUCCAAAGGCAACAAUCAGCUACCACUUAUAGUGUCGUGCAUUGUGUUAGUUAUAGUCAUGUAAGCUUGCUGUUUAUAGUAGAGCCAUUUCAGUUUUGCUUUUUUGUUCUUUGCUAACUAACGUAAGGUUGGAAAACUUUUUGAGUGAUGCUUUAUAAAAGAAAACAAUAGCAACAACAACAACAACAACAACGAUCCCUUGGUUGAAGUGUUUGCUAGAGCAUUUGUCACUUGAAUUUCUAGUCUAAACAGCAGCAUUUAGAAAGUCGUGGCUGACAAGUAUUUUGUGUAGUUUACUUUCGUUUGCUAACCAAAUACAUUUUCAAGAUGUAUUGUUUUUAUGCACAGUUUCUAAUGUUAAGCUUGUUUGCACAAAAUGGGAAUUUUUUCCUUCUUACUUGUCUUUUAUUAAACUUCUUUUUGAACCUACAAAGUGCAAAGGAUUUGGCACUUUGUUAGUUUUUCUUUCAAGCUGAGGGCUUCAGAUAAAGAAACACCACUCUAGCUGUUCUGAGAACUGGAGAUUCAGUUCACACGGGUUAAUUAAAGGGGCACCUAUCCUGCUUCACCUGUCGUAUUUUAUUUCUUACAGCUAUUUGAUGGGAAUGACAAUUCUUUGUCAUCAUAACCUUUUUUUCGAUUUCAACCUGAUUCCUUUAGUGAUACGUCGCUUGUGUAUACAGAAAAUUGAGUAGAGCACCUCGGGGUUGCCGUCAUUAAGUAAAAAUAAUGAAUCCUGAUUAACAAUUACUCUAAUAAAUCAAUGAUUGUUUUGCUGACAAAACAUAUAAUAUGUCUUGGCUGGUUUCUGAAAUUGAAAUAUUAUCUGUCUUUUGUUCUUUCUAUUUCUAUUCAUGAAUUUAUUUAUAUUUUGAUCAGAAAAGCUGACUCUCACUUUGCUUUCAUUAUUUUCUCCACUUUCCUCACACAAAUGUACAAUAAAAACUAGGUUUUUUUUCUUGCGCUUUGAAAUAUUGUAUUUGUAUAGAUUGUUAUGUGGCUGAGGGCUGUUGCAGUGAAUUAAUUUUAGCCAUUUUUAGUCUCACUAGGCAGUCUUGCCUAGAUCGGUAUUAAGAUGAUUGAUAUGAGAGGAAAUGAACAGUGAUUGAUCUGCUAUGUGCAAUUAAAUUUUCUAAUCAUGUACAAA